ACCUCCUACCCGGAAAAGUUUCUGUGCGCGGCAACAGUGGAGGGAGUUUAAAAUUCCUUUUUGGAUCUAUUUAAAGUUUACUUUCUCGCUUAUUUUAUCGUCAGGAAGCGUUUCUGUUUUGGGGUUUCUACUAUUAGCGAGGAUCUGAAGUGAAGGAGUGAUGUCACUAUCAGGGGAACCUUGUGUUCAGAUUCCUCCAGAACCAUUACCAGUUACCCCAGUCCAGACCACAGAACUGAUCUGUCCUGAUCUGGACCUGUCUGUCUCUCUCACCCCAGAGCGACCUGCUGACCGACGCCAUCGACAGGUGCGUUUCAAUGUGAAUCCCCAGCGCGAGUCUGAUCCAGUGGUCCUCGCGGUGAUCCCAGAACCCAGAAACAACCAAUCAGCAUCUGGAAAACCUCAAAACAAAGAGAAUAACGGUAAUGAAGCUGGCACAGCGCAAAGUCGUCUAAUGGGUGGAGAGUCUGUAACAUGUGAUGGACAGCUGAUGGAGGGGGCGGAACUAAACACAACCCUGGCACUGAGGGCGGGGCUUCAUGAAAUGGAGGAGCUGGUGUUUGAUCGCGAGAAAGCGGUUAAAGAGAAAUUACAAAGCUCCACCCUCAUAAAGAGUCACAUCAGCACCAGAGCAACAGAAGGACUAAACUUUCCUCGCUCUCAGCACCUGUACCGGGCUUUAGUCAGCGUCAGCCUAUCACACGAGCAGCUCGUCAGCCAGGCAUUACGGGAUAGGCCGGCACUGGCCCCGCCCACCAGCUCCCAGACCAAUAAGUUCUCUUCACAGCCACUGGAGGCGCCAGAUCUACUGCCAUUCUACAGUGCUGACAAGAUGCUCAGAGAGACCCCACUGUUGCCAGGCGACCACGUCUCUUUACCCCGCCCGCAUCCUACUCCGAGACCCACCAACACCACCUUUCACCUACAUCAUCUGCACAAACUCUGGGAAUCAUGAAC
Molecule: messenger RNA, 957 nt
Organism: Paramisgurnus dabryanus
Lineage: Eukaryota; Metazoa; Chordata; Actinopteri; Cypriniformes; Cobitidae
Gene: ppp1r35
Product: protein phosphatase 1, regulatory subunit 35
Biological process (GO): positive regulation of centriole elongation; negative regulation of phosphatase activity; positive regulation of cilium assembly
Cellular component (GO): centriole
Molecular function (GO): phosphatase binding
Source: RefSeq, a predicted model, not a curated record